Didymodactylos carnosus is the source of this 1980-nucleotide messenger RNA. The record is from the annotation of a GenBank genome assembly. NCBI's taxonomy places the organism in Eukaryota, Metazoa, Rotifera, Eurotatoria, Philodinida, Philodinidae.
CAAGAUGGUAUUUCCACGUAAGAUCCGGCGAAAGAUAUACUCCCAGUAGCUUAAUAUUAUUUGCUCUCUCAAUUUGAUUCCCUGCCAAAAGAAGAGGCGCUAGUCGUUCCGGCAAAACUGAACUCGCUACUUUGGCGUUUGUGCUAUCGCAUUUUUGUCGUACUGGAAAGAUGCUCAUUGACAACGUGAUGACAAUAAAAGUACAGUUACUUAUGAAUAAAUCAUCCCUAGUGGCACAAAUACAAUGAAAACAAGAGAAACAGAACGAACAUUCACACAGGAAAAAACAAAUAACAACAAUAACCUAUUAAUCCAAUAUAUUAAAAAACGUUUUAAUCCACGUUUUGAAGGUACAACAGAAAAUUUUAAACUGACAUCUGUGGGUAGUUGAUUCCACACUUUUCUGGUUCGAGGUAAAACGAAAGAAGAGAUGGACAUUCUUUUAAACUAAUAAAUUUUCCACCGACAUCGAUUACAUUGAUGAAAACAAGCACAAGAGGUGACACACAGCCUACCUCGACAUGUCGCCAUACCUUAUUCUUCUAGAUUUAGGUGUUUUAUGAUUUAUCAGAACUACCUAUUGACGGUUGACGCAAACCAGCUAAAGACAUCAGCAUGCACACUCUCUGUGGAUGGUUUGUUCCACAGUCCACAACCAUAGGCGUAACUACGGUGAGGGCCAGUGGGCCAUGGCCCAAUGCGCUUUGAGCCUUGGCCCAAUACCAAAUAUUUUUUGAGUGUUCGGCCCAAAGCUUCUUCUUCGCUAACCAAUUCUGAACAAAGUUUGUUUUGAAAAAAAGGGCGACAUGAAAGCAAGUUACAAAUCUAGAGUAAAGCAGGAUGUGUUUAUCAUUUAUUUCUGUGCAUUUUCAUAUCUUCCCAUAUGAACUCAUUUCAAUAUAUUGAGCAAACCGAGAAGACAGAGACAUACUUGUACCUAUAUAUCCAGAUCUAGUGCUUUUUCUGUUUCUUUCUUUCUUACGUACAAGAAAAUUAAAAGGAAAAUUAAUAUUUUAUCAGUACGAGUUUCGCUUUCUUGACGACAAUGACUGUUCUUGGUCAAGACGACAUUUUUAUACGGAAAAAAGUAUCAAUUUUCCUUUUCCUUUUCAUGUACGUAAGAAAGAAAGAAAAGGAAAGCACUGGAUGUAGAUAGAUAUAUACGUGGACGUAUACUUCUGUCUUCACUUUAAUUCAAUAUGCCCUUUUAUGUAUCAGACGUUAUUAUGUAACUUCUUUUCUCAUCUCAAACUUAUCUUUACAUAACUUUUGCGCGAUAUACAUAAUGUCAGGUGAAAAACGUAAAAGUUGUCUAUUUUAAACUACAGAUUUUAUGCUAAAACAACAAGAGAUAAUUUUUCAAUGGUGACAACUGCUGAUAAUGAUUCAGUAUCCGAUCAGGUUAGUGAAGAUUUGAAAGAUGCGGAUAUUGAAGUGAAACUUGUUGAUUCUGUUCCUGAAGCAAAUCAUUUUGAUGUUGGUUAUUAUUUAUUUAUCAAAUCACAAAUUAAUGAUGAUCUAAAAUAUUCGUUAUUAACUAAUCACUUCAAACCAGAUAAUGAAAUUAAACGACGUCAAAGGUUUCAAAUAAAAAAUGUUAUCGUCGGAGCGAUUUGGCCUGGUAAGAAGAAGCCAGACAAACAGCAAAUAUGUGAAGUAAUUUCUAGAAUUAGUAGUGAAUUAAAAACAUUGGAACAACCUACACCAUAUUCUCUUGCCUCCUACAAUGGCACUUGUGUUCCUCUUUCAUCGUAUUUGAUUGCAUUGACCUGUGACAAGCCAGCACAGAGUCUUAUUCAGAAUCUCAGUGAAUUUAAUGGACCGUUCGGUUGUGGCAAAUGUGAACUCGAAGGAGAACUUGUUCUGUCGGGAGCGAACGAUACUCACUCUAUCAGAGUAUUUCCUUUACCUCCAAAAGAAGAACCAUUGCCGAAGCUACGAUCGAAUGAAACGUAUGAUGAAAAUAUGAUGAAUUCGUAG